Molecule: messenger RNA, 708 nt
Organism: Fraxinus pennsylvanica
Lineage: Eukaryota; Viridiplantae; Streptophyta; Magnoliopsida; Lamiales; Oleaceae
Source: the annotation of a GenBank genome assembly
AUGAUCGAUGUAAUAUUCUUGAUUGUUAUGAUUGGUGCAAUUGGAGUUUUACUCAAUCCUUCUGUAAGUCUUUUAGUGCGGAAAACUGUUGAACUUGGAGAAGAAGUUGUGGACGUGAUGGGAGAGGAAAUUGUUAAUGCUCCAAUUUUGUUUGGAUGUUUAGGACUUAGCAUUUUAUUCGCUGCAAUAGCCCUUGUGACAAUCGCGGUGUGUAUAGAUCGGAGAUGUGGGAAAGCAGGCUGUAAAGGGCUUCGGAAGGCUGCUGAAUUUGAUUUGCAUCUGGAGACAGAGGAGUGCGUAAAGAAUUCCAAUUACGUAGCAACGAAUGGAUUAAAGAAGCAACUUUUUGAAUUGCGUCGUGACCACCAUAGGGAAUUGGAAGCCGAGCUCAAGAAAAUGGCACCACCUAAUGGAAGAGCUGUUCUGGUAUUUCGAGCAAGAUGUGGAUGCUCUAUUGGAAGAAUGGACGUUCCAGGCCCAAAAAAGUCUCGAAAGGCUUUUUCAGCUAUUGCUGAUGCAGCUAAUGUUCUGGUAUCAAUAUCCCAGCCCAUACCACCUUCCAUACCACCUAUUGCUUCAGCACAGUGGAAAAAGUUCCUUUUAUGCUCCAUUCAAGUAAAGUUUUUAUGUCUGGUUCUGGCCAUUAGAAGGUUGGACCUCCAUGCUGUGACAAUGUCCAUUGGAAUCUUAGAAUAUUCUUAUAGAUGA